This is a messenger RNA of Phaeodactylum tricornutum CCAP 1055/1, 1497 nucleotides long. RefSeq lists its product with no specific name. Gene Ontology annotation, molecular function: zinc ion binding. The coding region runs from base 226 to 1497 and encodes 423 amino acids. The transcript has 2 exons. Lineage: Eukaryota; Bacillariophyta; Bacillariophyceae; Surirellales; Neidiaceae. The record is from RefSeq and is a predicted model, not a curated record.
GAAAACGGGAGAUGAGGACUGCAAGGCAACAUCACAAAAGAAUGUUUUUGCUUAUUUAUAAUGGAUUCUUCUGCAGAUACUAUUGCCUGACAUAACAAAGAACAAAUUUCUUUCUCAAAUUAUAUGUGGUCUUUCCCAUCAAAUAACAAAAGGAGGCAUUGAACGCUGCUUCCUCAUCUGUGGAUAGCUGAUAUUCCAAUUUGCUAGUAGUGAUAAGCGAGGCCCAUGCCAGUAAACCGAAAUUCUUUGUCAAUAGGAAAGGAAAUGAUGGGGCAAGAAGAGCCAGUAUCGAAAAGAGCUCGUAGAGUAGAGUCAGAAAAGCAAAGCAUGCCUGAACCCCCGCUAUCUAUGGGCAAAACCCACCCUCCACCUUUUACCCUGCUUCUUCAGAGUCGGGAAGAGAUGAGAGAUUCCUUUCUUGCGUAUGUGAAAGACACAUUCGCUCCAAAUACAGUGAGCUCGUAUGAGAAAAUUUUCGCUCGAUGCGAAGCGGAGUGUUGGGAGGCUUGCCAGUCCAACGACAUCGAUGUGAUUCCGUACCCAGAGCGGAAACAGUCCGUCAUCAAAAACCACUUUGAGAAUUUCUUGAAGACAAAAGCGGUCAAAGAGUCCCUAAAGUAUCCGCGCCUUGCUCCUGUACCCGAUGCCGUACCUCCAAUCCUCCGUGGACUGACAACUUAUAUGGUACGCACAACAGCAAGUGAACUUAGUUUGCCCUUUGGCGCCAGCUUGGUGCAAUUCAUUUCUGUUCAAGAUGAAGAGUUUUAUGUUACGGGAACAUGGCACGACCAAGACUGGACUGUUCAGUUGAAUAUUCCAAAACGACUGUUGAAGUAUUCUGCCGUGAAUGAUGCAACAACGGUGUCGUGUCGUCUUCUCGAUGGGCAGGCUUUUAUGUCGAGUGUGAAACAUUUUUGUAGCUGCUUAAAGGAUGGCUGGUGCGAACACGGUUUUGCUGUUAUGACAACAUUGGCUGAUCCUGAAUCCCAGUAUAAAAGCACCCAGGAGAAGGAACACUGGACGUCGAAGAAUGCAGAUCUGACAUGGGAACAUGGAGAGACAUCCGAUAGCCGUGACUCGUUAGAAAAGGCUUUCCCUGGAGAAUUUGAACGCAUGCUACGUAUGCUGAGCUCGACCGACCCGAUGCGUAUCGUACGUGAGUUAAAAAAAGGGAUCCACACCGUCUCUGGGCUUGGUGUUUUGAUCGAUAUAUUUCCACCUGGCGACUAUCCAGCAAAGACUGUGGAACGGUGUCAAAGAUGUCACAAAGACUUCAACCGACAUGAUGAGAGCGAUUUCUGCACAAUGAGUCACCCCACAGAUAGUAUGGAGCGUCUAGGUGAGCGAGACGGCCAAUCACGAUACUAUUGUGUUAAAUGCCAGAAAACAUGGGCCGAGCCACUGGGAGCAUCGGCUAUGGCUGGACGCUCUUGCUACGAAGGACCUCACGAGACCGAUAUGAUUGUUGUCCGUAAGGAAGGUUGGUUCCAUCCCUAG